This is a messenger RNA of Hirsutella rhossiliensis, 1506 nucleotides long. RefSeq names its product FHA domain-containing protein. The record is from RefSeq and is a predicted model, not a curated record. The coding region runs from base 1 to 1506 and encodes 501 amino acids. Gene Ontology annotation, cellular component: cytoplasm. Gene Ontology annotation, molecular function: protein binding. NCBI's taxonomy places the organism in Eukaryota, Fungi, Ascomycota, Sordariomycetes, Hypocreales, Ophiocordycipitaceae. The transcript is spliced from 6 exons.
AUGGCCGUCUCCCAGUUCAGUGACGAAGUUCAGAUAGUUCUGAAGGCAAUCGACCCGCCGGAUCCGCUUUGUAUUCCCCCCUUGAGCGAUCGUUACCUGCUUCUUACCAAGGAGAAGCCGACCCUUCCUAUCGGAAGGACGAGCAAGAGGGACUCGAGGCUAGAGGCAGCUCGCAACAACGCCUGGAUUGAUUCAGCCGUCAUGUCACGAGCCCACGCCCUCCUCAAGUUCGAUGUCGAUCAAAGGAAAGUGUUCGUCAAGGACGUUGGAUCUCUGCAUGGAACCUUUUGCAACGGCGUCCGUCUUGCCAAGAAUCAACUGCAGGCUCUCGAACAGGGCGACACACUCAGAUUCGGCGUCGCCGUCGAGAGGAGCAUGCAGGCAUUCCCGCCGUGCACCAUGCGAGUCCUCAUCAUUCAUGGGACUGAAACGCGACCAGAAAGCAAGCCCGUGGUCUUCCGGGUUCCCGACGACACCGACAUCGAAGACAUUGCCAGCGAUGAUGAUUUCAGCAUCCGGACUAGUACCAGGUUCUUACGCGAGAACGGUUUCUACCCAGCGCAGUCGGCAGAGACCAAGGCUGUGGCGAUUGACCUCACUUCCGAAGAGGAGGACAAUGAGUUCAAUUUCAACGACCUUCAGGUUAUUGAGGGUCAGCGGGUCGAGCCCGAAGAAUGGGAGAGCUGCAGCUCUGUCGUAUCGCCUGCUACAUCCUCGGUUCCAGACCCUCGUGCAUUGAAUUCAAUUAUGACCACACCGGCUGCAGCACCCGGAGAAGGGCCGGUUCCCGUCCUCGACGGUGGCGAGGAAGUCGACGGUGACAGGGAAGCCGACGGAGACGGGAAAGCCGACCGGGACGAGGAAGCCGACCGAGACGGGGAAGUCGAUGGUGACGGUGAAGUCGAUGGUGACGAGUCGGUUGAUUUGGACGGGCCGCUUUGCUUUGACCUAGCCGCUGCAAAUCUGCCAGCUGGUCUGCCCAGCCUUAUUGACGACUGCGAUGACGUCGGCUUGGAACGACCAAAGGCUGUAGCCGUGGAAGAGGUGGUCGUGGCCAGAGACUCGGUGCCACCCACGCAAAACUGGUUUGAUCCUGACAGCACCAUGAUGUUCAGUUCGCCUGCAGCGCAAUCAUACCAGUUUGAGCUGAGCAAGAAGGCUGCGGCGGCGAAUGCAGCGGUCUCUAAACAGACGCGCAUCGAAGCCUGCACCUGUGCCAGACCAUCAGGCGAUCAAUCUUCGCAUAAGAGAAAGGCGGAAGACAUUUCGGAAUUGACACCGGAAGAGGAGACAAUUGGAACCGAACAAUCCAAAGAGCCAGCUUGCACUCCACCCAACCCAGUCAUCUGUUCGGCCCAUGCGAGCUCGUGGAAAGCCCUUGUGAACGAGGCUGAGGGCUCACGCGCAACCAAGCGCCUCCGCAGAGCUGCAGAAGUCUUCGGGUAUGCGGCUCUAGGAGGCGUUGCAGUCAUGUCUGCCUUGAUCGCUACCGCACCAGCCCUCUGA